This is a messenger RNA of Fonsecaea nubica, 909 nucleotides long. RefSeq lists its product as hypothetical. Gene Ontology annotation, biological process: mycotoxin biosynthetic process. Lineage: Eukaryota; Fungi; Ascomycota; Eurotiomycetes; Chaetothyriales; Herpotrichiellaceae. Bases 1 to 909 code for a protein of 302 amino acids. The record is from RefSeq and is a predicted model, not a curated record. The transcript has 5 exons.
AUGGCAUCUGCUGAAGAAGUGAGAUACGAAAGACUCGAGGCUGGGGGCGACGAUCUCGAAAAUGUGCCAUUGAACGAGAAGCAGGACGCUGCUUUCGCGUCCCGGCUCCCCUGGCGGCAACGUACCUCGUUGAACACACUCGAAAUCGCGAUUCGCGUCGUAUUGGGCUUCUUCCUCGUACUCAGCUUGCUCAAUAUUGGAUUCCUGCUGGGCGACAGAAUCAUUGGGAGGAGAUGCGAUAGAGGAAUGCCUGCGAGUACCUCCUCGGACGAUACCAUAUGGAGCCAAAGAGGUUUGAUGCAACUCUUUACGGCCGGAAUCAGUAUAGAGGGCCUCCCAGUCCAGAGAUUGAUGCUGCUUGGGACAGGUUCACCACAAACCGCAAGUUCAAUCAUCCUCGAUGGUCUCUGGGUCUGGGCUGACACAAUUCUAGCUUGGAUGGUUGAGACGGCUGCAGUCCUUAAUGUAUCUCGAGAGGAAAUAUACAGCUCUGGAAACGCCGCAGCAUUGGAGACGGUCGUUGAGCUUGAUCAGGACAACGGGGGUGGGUUCAUGGGAACGCUAGAGGUCUUCCACCAAUUACACUGUCUGAAUGUCCUGCGCAAAUGGACAUACUGGGAUCACUAUGUCGACACCGAUCCAUUCUUUCAGACCAGAGCCGAUCAUCGUCGAGAGCAUGCCGACCAUUGUAUCGACGUGUUGCGCCAGGCUCUCAUGUGUAAGAGCGAUCUAGGACUCAUCCUCUUCCACUGGGUCAAGGGCAUCCAAAUCCCUUCGCCGGACUUCAACACUUUGCACCAGUGUCGCGAUCCCGAGGCGGUACUCUCCUGGGCGCGUGCGAACGAGGCCCCAAUCACGCACACCAUCGUCAAGUCGGCGGGUGUCACAGAGGCAGAGCAUCCCUUUUGA